UUUAAUUUUUAUUUUUUCUUGCCUUUCCAUUUUCGCUUAUUUUCUCAUUCCUCACUCCUCUCCGUCUCCUUAUUUCGCUUCGCCUCUUCUCUCUUUUCGGCUUUGAUCUGUUACGAGUGUUUUGACCUGGACAUUGAAGUUCGAAAAAUCGAUUCAAUUUCAGUGUUUGCUCAUAAAUUUGGCUGUUCGCAUCUCUAUUUCGCAGAUUGGGGAACAGAGAGUCUUCGAUUUGCUCUCUCAUUUUCCUAGGGUUUCUGGAGAAUGAAGUCUCUGGGAAAGCUUCGGAAAUUUGCGCUGCCAAAGAACGAUGCUUCCAAGGAGAAAAGAGAUGCUCAACUUUCGGCGCACGUGGAUGAGCUAGCCCAGGCCUCGCAGGAUAUGCAAGAAAUGAGAAAUUGCUAUGAUAGCUUGCUUUCUGCUGCUGCUGCUACAACAAACAGUGCAUAUGAAUUUUCAGUGUCAUUGGGGGAAAUGGGCUCUUGUCUAGUGGAAAAAACCUCAAUUAAUGAUGAUGAAGAAAGUGGCAAAGUUUUGUUAAUGAUGGGAAAAGUGCAGUUUGAUCUUCAGAAACUUGUUGAUAGCUAUCGGUCUCAUAUUAUCCAGACAAUUACAAACCCAUCAGAGUCUCUUCUCAAUGAACUUCGGACAGUAGAGGAAAUGAAGCGGCAGUGUGAUGAAAAGAGAAACGUGUAUGAAUACAUGAAGGCGCAACAGAGAGAAAAAGGAAGGUCAAAAAGUGGGAAAGGAGAAAGUUUGCAGCAAUUGACAGCAGCUCAUGAUGAAUUUAAUGAUGAGGCAACCCUAUGCGUUUUUCGGUUGAAAUCUCUGAAACAAGGGCAGUCCCGAAGUCUUCUAACACAGGCAGCUCGUCAUCAUGCGGCUCAGUUGAAUUUCUUUCGAAAGGGACUUAAAUCUCUUGAGGCAGUUGAGCAACACUUACGAGUGGUUGCAGAACGACAACACAUUGAUUACCAAUUCAGUGGACUUGAAGAUGAUGAUGUGGAAGAUGGAGAAGAUGAUGGCGAGAAUGGCUAUGAUGCAAGUGAGGGUGGGGAAUUGAGUUUUGACUAUAGACAAAAUAAGAGGGGGAUUGAAGUUGUGUCUGCAACAAGAAAUUCUAUGGAGUUGGAUCAAUCAGACCUUUCUUUUCCCCAAGCUUCAACGGUGGAAACGGUGGAGUUAAAUCCAGAAAAAAACCAUGGGGAUCUCCAGGGUUUCAGUAGGGAACCUAGAGCAGGCAGUUAUUCUGCUCCAAUAAUUGCAGAGAAGAGUGAUCCAUCUGAAAGGAUAAGAACACAAUCAUCCACACGGAAGUUGCACACGUAUGUGCUACCCAUACCAGUUGGUGCAAAGAGUUCAACUCCUUCAAGAACAAGCAAUUCGGUUCCCCGAACAAGGCCAACAAGCCUCCAUGGAGGCACCCGCAAUUUGUGGCAUUCUUCCCCCUUAGAGCCAAAGAAGCAUGAGAAAGAUUCUGGAGAUGAUCACAUGUCAGGUUCAACCAUAUCAGAAGCACAAUCAGUUCUCAAAGAGAGCAACAGUAAUAAUGCUGCCAUCCGACUGCCCCCUCCUCUGGCUGAGGGACUUUCACUUCCACAGCUUGAUACACUGAACACAUCUGAUACUAAAAAGGUCAAAAGACUAGCUUUUUCAGGUCCAUUGACAGGUAAGCCAUGGUCAACAAAGCCUGUUCUAUCUUCCAGUGGUCCCAUUGCCCCUGCCGAACUUCCCCAACUAGUUUCUGGAUUGCUUUCUCGUGUUCCAAUUCCUCAGCCUUCUUCGUCCCCAAAAAUAUCUCCAAGUGCUUCUCCUCCUCUUGUAUCUUCUCCCAGAAUAAAUGAGCUCCAUGAGCUCCCUAGGCCUCCUGUCAGCUUGGCAACCAAGCCAGCUAGAUUUCCCGGUUUGGUUGGCCAUUCUGCUCCUUUGAUAUCCAGAAAUGAGCUUUCUGCAACAAGUAAAACCUCUUCAAUGGCAUCAAAUGCAGCCUCUCCACUGCCAACUCCUCCUGUCCCGAGGAGCUACUCCAUACCAUCAAGCAGUCAGAGAGCUACGGCAUUACAUGUGACCAAGGUUCUGGAAUCUUCUCAAAAUCCAGACAAGGCUGAAGAAGUUGGCUCUCCACCAUUGACACCUAUUUCUCUCUCAAAUAGUAAGCCAACAUCAACGAUCUCUGAAGUGGCCUCUCAGUCUGGUCAAAUCAGAGGUAAUGAGGAGAUGACAUUCAUUAUCUCCUCCUACUAGUAUGGCAUUUAGGUCAUGCAUGCAGUAUCACAUUGCUUUUGUCUGUGUAUGGUCUCUUUAGUCUGUCAAAUUAGGGUAACUUGGUGACCACAUUCAUUACCUCUCCCAAUUAGUGUGACAUUUAGGCCAUGAUUGCAGUAUUACAUUGCUUGGUGUGUGUGUGUGUGUUUAGGCCCUGUCUGCAGUAUUACUUGUAUCUAUUUUAUGUAGUUGUGAUAUCAGAAACAUUGCCUUGUUUACUUUCAUAUAGUCAUUUAUAAUGCCUUACAGUUGCAUUUGGGCCUUUGAAAAGGGGGAAAAAAAUAAAUGAUUCCCAAGAACUCUCAUUGCUCUGAAAUCUGAGGUCCUAUUACUGUUGAAAAUAAAUGCAUAUUAUUAGAUUUUUUUCUCUUUCUUCAAUUCUCAAUGGUGGUGGUGGGGGUGGGGAAGGGGUUUGGUGAUUUGGUGAAGGGUAGGGUUCUUAUUGUGUCUCAGGGAUAAAGAGAGAGGGAUGUGGGGGUUGGAACUUGUUUAAAUCAGUAUAUUAAUAAUCUUCUGCUUCAAACCAUAAGAUUGGUGGAGAAAUUAUGGAACAAUUCUUUUCUAUAUUUGUGCAUUAUCAAAUGCGGUCAAAAUUCCAAUUGCAUACUGCUUUUGAAUGUGGCAUUUAAGUCGGUUCCCAUCAGUCUUUUAAUUCUCAUCUUGAAAUGGGGCAGUAAUGUCAAUGUCAAGCUAUAGAUGCUUGAAGCUUUUUGGUGAUAAUCACCCCCGAGUCUCAUUUGACAAGUCUUGGAACAUUCCAUAACGGAGCCCUGCUGUUUCCAAGAAGUACACUAUGGUUUGUGGAUUGAAGCACUAUAUUGAUGCAAUGGAGAACCAAACCUUGAUAAUAUUGUUCUAACUUGUCUUGAUAUAUAUAUAUAUAUAUAUAUAGCUAUGGAUUGUACAUGGAGGUUAACAGUUAUAAGCUUUUGUAGGCACACUAUGCGCUUGCCAUUGGUGUACAUGUUCCACUUGUUAAAUGCUACAUUAGGUGGUCAGAUCUCUGGAUAUCUCUAGGCCUCCACUACAUCACCUUUUAAUCUUCAGAACACUGAAUUCAUUCUGAUUGAGUGUUCGACAGGCUGGUCUUUAUACUCUUUCUAGUAAUGUAUUUGAUUGAUUAGAUUGACAAUGUUAUUUUAUAAUUAUUUUUUGAUAAAUGUUAUAUUAUGAUAUUUACUAAUUGCAUGUUUGUUUUGGUAAAUAUUGCUUCUUUAUUUUGUUAUGAAAUAUGCUUUAUAAUUAAUUACAGGAAUUAUUUUGGGCAUUUUCCUCCCUUUCUCUCACCCUAAAACACUUGCUCAACAAUAGGAAAUAAACUUCUAGGCUCCAAAAUUGAAGAGCAGGUCAGUUUCUGUUAUAUUGCAGACAAAUUGCCACGCUCUAUUUUUGGGGCUCAAUGAAAGAAUCCUAGCAUUCUAUAUUGAAUCAAACAAAAUAAUUGUCUAUUUAUGUGCUGCUUAUAGUCUUAUAUUUCUCCUCUGACUCUGGAAUAUCUUCACUGGAUGCAGGUGAGAGUUGAUUUCAUGUUUUGUUUGGUGAAGCUUUGAUUCUUUUGGGCCUGUGGGACAGGAUCUGCAUUUCAUCAUCUAGUGUUGGGUGAGGUCUGUAAAUAUAAUGACGUUUCACGAAUUGUUUAGCUUCUCAUCACAAUAUUGGUUCACCGUUUGUUGUUGAUUAGAUGAGAACUCACCCCAGCAGAGAGGUCACCGUUUCUUGUAUAUCAUCAAAUGAGGAAUUUUGUUUUUAUUGGUCAAGGAAUUACCAGUCAAGCAAGGAUGUUUCAUUUUUUCAGAAGAAGGCAAGAGUCAUUGAUUUUGAGGUUUCUCAAUAUACAUGUAUAUCCCUGCCCUAGAGUUUGGUACUUAAGGCAGGCCUAAGUAUUUCUUUUGAUGCAAUUUCCAGCUGAGGUUUCUGUCCUGGAGUAGUUAGGGCUUUGCUUGUGGAAGUUGAUAAUGGUUCAAUGCGGGCACACUUCUAGAACAUCCUGUACUGCCAUUCUCAUAGCUUGUAAAUGUAUGCAAUACUGGGAUCUUGAUUCCCUGAGAAAUUGUCAUUUCCUCUGGAGGGAUGUAAUCAAAGCUUAUUUCACAAAGUAUAUACUCUAGGUCGUGUGGUUGCAUUGAGACCUUGGCCAGAGUUCACGAAAUAAAAUGAUCGGUGUCCACAGAAAA
Vitis vinifera (wine grape) is the source of this 4436-nucleotide messenger RNA. RefSeq lists its product as uncharacterized. Bases 262 to 2241 code for a protein of 659 amino acids. The transcript has 10 exons. Lineage: Eukaryota; Viridiplantae; Streptophyta; Magnoliopsida; Vitales; Vitaceae. The record is from RefSeq and is a predicted model, not a curated record. Gene Ontology annotation, molecular function: protein binding. Gene Ontology annotation, cellular component: cytoplasm.